This is a messenger RNA of Juglans microcarpa x Juglans regia, 514 nucleotides long. Its product is annotated as 30S ribosomal protein S31, mitochondrial. The transcript has a single exon. Lineage: Eukaryota; Viridiplantae; Streptophyta; Magnoliopsida; Fagales; Juglandaceae. The record is from RefSeq and is a predicted model, not a curated record. Gene Ontology annotation, cellular component: plastid; ribosome. Bases 78 to 335 code for a protein of 85 amino acids. Gene Ontology annotation, biological process: plastid translation.
GGUCCAUACUUGAGAGUUGAGAGAGCAGACAGUGCGGCUUCGAAUCGAGUGAUGUGCAGCGAAAAGAGCAAGAGGCAAUGGCGAUGAUGCAGUGGUGCGGCGCGGUAGCGAGGCGGGUGAUGAUAACUCACAGACCUGCCCUAACAUCAGCGGGAGGAGGGGUGGCGGCGCCGAUUCUGUGUGGACGUGGGGACAAGAAGACCAAGAAGGGGAAGAGAUUCAAGGGGUCGUACGGGAACUCCAGGCCGAAGAAGGAGAAGAAGAUUGAGCGAAUCAAGGACAAGGUCGAGGUCCCCAGGUCGACUCCUUGGCCCCUCCCUUUCAAGCUCAUCUGAUCAUCUCUCUCUAUCUCUCUAUGUUGUAGUUGGGCCUGUGGGUUUUGAAAAAGAUUUGCUGGAUUUUAAUUUUAGUUCAAUUUUUUUCUCGUGUACGUUUCGAAGAUGAAACUCUAAUGAUUCCUUAAUGCUCUGCUUGGCUGCAAGAGAGAAAAAAAAAAAUUGUCCUUUCUAGUCUU